Sesamum indicum (sesame) is the source of this 2923-nucleotide messenger RNA. RefSeq names its product alpha/beta-Hydrolases superfamily protein. The record is from RefSeq and is a predicted model, not a curated record. NCBI's taxonomy places the organism in Eukaryota, Viridiplantae, Streptophyta, Magnoliopsida, Lamiales, Pedaliaceae.
GAAAAAAGAAAGGCCUGUGGAAAUGGGAAAAAUACGAAAAGGAAGAAGAAAAGGCAGAAUUCAAGAUUAGAGGUUAUGUGUAACUGUUGUAACCAUAACAACAAAAAUAAGUGUUAAGAUAAUCAAACACAGGUUAGUUUGUCUUUAUGGGAAAUUGUGGUCCGUAGCUGUAACGGAGUUGCUUUUUCGGAGCACCAAACAACACACAAAUCAUAAGAGAAGUUCUUUAGCAGCCCACACCUCCACUCACCACCACCACCGCCACCGUAGCAGCUUAGGGGAAUAUCCCACCUUGCUUCUCCGCAGCCCGUAUGUGAAAUUUGCAAUUCUCCUUUAUGCCUGCGGGUAUCCUUCAUUGACCGCAAAUCUCCCUGAAAUAUCUCUCUUUCUAGUUUGAAUCUUCUUUCCUAAUCACAAAAAACUUGGUCAAGCUUUUUCGCUUUUUCUCUGUCCUGCUAACAAAUCAACUCAAACUUUUUAGUGUGGGAAAAAUAAAAAAGAGUCUUUCCAUGGGUUCCUUUUUCUUUUAAGGGGGGUGCAUUUUUCUUUUUCUUUUCUCUUUAUUUUGUGUGGCCUUGGGCUCUUUAGAUCGAGCCCUUGGUUUUCUUCUUCACUUUUCCGGGUUUUCCCCCCCUUUCUUUCUUUUGAUGUUUCUUGUUUUUUGAUUCAAGAACUUGUAGGAUUUUUCUGAGAGUUUAACUUCCAAGAUCUGCGUAGAGUAAGCUGAAUUUAAACUUUUUGGGUGUCAUACUUCAUUUAUUGCUUGGCAUUACUACCAGAUUCUGGGGAAUUGUACUCCUUUCCGUAUUUGAUUCGGAUAGAACAGGGGCGGAAAGUUAUUGAAGGAUAAGAGAUUAGUGAAGUUGGAGUUCUUAGGCAUUUGAACUACCUUUAAUCCGCUGUUGAUUUCAUGCAUUAGCUUAAGAUUUAGGUUUUGCAUUUUAAAACUUGCUGUUUUUGGUGGUGUUGCUGCUGUUGCCUCUGAAUUUAAACAGCGAUGAUACAUUCAGAUUGUCGUAGAAGGACAUGAUGACAAGGGGGAGAUUGCUAAUUUACGUUCCCUUUAUGGCUUAAACUCGGUUCUAUCGACCCCUUUGGAAUUUUCUUCUUUCCGUAUCUGGUUUCUGCAAAUGGGUGGAAAUGAAUCCCAUCAACUGGAAGUGGCUGCUUGAGAUUUUCUGCUGCUUAGGAUGAUUGAUCUAUUUAUCAAUUUUGUCAUUAGGCCACCCAGGGCUGACUACAACCCAGAUCAUUAUCUGUGGGAAAAGGAUUUUACUCUUUCAGGAAGAAAGUACAAAAGAGAAGAUGUAGAGCUUAGAAACGAAAGAGGCCAUACGUUGAGGUGUAGCCAUUAUGUUCCUUCGGAAUUCCCAGAUGAUUCUCCCCUUCCUUGUGUUAUAUAUUGUCAUGGAAACAGUGGAUGUCGAGCAGAUGCGAAUGAGGCAGCUGUAGUUCUUCUGCCUUCAAAUAUCACGGUAUUUACUCUUGAUUUUUCAGGUUCUGGCUUGUCUGAUGGAGAUUAUGUCAGUCUUGGUUGGCAUGAGAAAAAUGACUUAAAGGCCGUGCUAUCAUAUUUAAGGAGCAAUGCGAAAGUAUCUCGUAUUGGUCUUUGGGGGAGGUCAAUGGGUGCAGUGACUAGCCUUCUUUAUGGAAAUCUCAUGCUGGAACUUGCAGAUGUAUACAAAAUCCGCCUUCCCAAAUUUACAGUUAAGAUGGCUCUUCAAUACAUGCGACGAGUGAUCCAGAAGAAAGCCAAAUUUGAUAUCACGCGGCUUGAUUGCAUACAGGUUGCUCCGAAGACAUUUAUUCCUGCUUUAUUUGGACAUGCAAAAGACGACAAAUUUAUUCAGGAUGCUAUCUUUAAGUCAUACGCGGGUGAUAAAAAUAUCAUCAAGUUUGAGGGUGAUCACAACUCAUCUCGGCCCCAAUUUUAUUAUGAUUCUGUAUCUAUUUUCUUCUAUAACGUUCUUCAUCCUCCUCGACUUCCACCUUCACUUUCAACAAAGAUCGAAAAAUAUUAUGACCUGGGAGAUAUGAAGGUCGGUGCUGGUAUGGAAGAGAAUGUUUUAUAUGAGAUAAUCGCUGGGCUUCGGAAUGUUGGUACUGAUGCACCAAGUUCUUCAUCUGCGCCAUGUAGCAUCUCAGCUAUGAAGUCUGUUGGGGAACUGCUCUCCGGCAUUGCACCUGUUUGCAAUGAUGCCUUGGUUAUAGAAGAUGCUGAACUUCAUGACAACAGCACAUCAGUUCUGCAGGACAAGCCAAGUGGCCCCAAUGAAGAUUGUUGCUCCUACACAAGCUCAAACAGAGAGAGUUGGGGAAGAUGCUCAUCUCUGGGCAGUGAUGAUGCACCUUCUAUGGAUUCUUCAAGUCUCAACAAUUACGAUCAGACAGCUAUAAAGAUUCUUGCAACGCCUCUUCGAAAUUCUCAAAAGAGUACGUUAACCUCUCAACCAGAAGACAGCAAGAAGAAGAAGAAGAAGAACAAAGCUCCAUCAGGCCCAAAGAAGUCGAAACGUGAGAAAUUUGAGAAACUGGAGGCUCUAGGCCAGCGCAUUCGUCAUUGCAUCCUCAAGAAAGUUAACCAUAGGAGACAUUGCUCCUCAUGACCCAACGCACACCCACCCAUUUGUAUUAUAGAGUAGAAUGUUGCUUUGCUAAUCUCAGCUCUCUCUUUCUCUUAGUCUUCUCUCCAUCCUCUGUUUUUGCGUUUUUCCUUUGUUUCUCGUUGUAUUACGAAGGAAAGCCAAGUCUGAUAUAUUGUUAUGGUCGCCCUGUUUGUUUAUGAUUUCUCAACAUUACUAUUCUUCAUGGUCUGGUAAUGGCCCCGCCUGAAACCCCUAUAGUUGAGUUUGGUGUCAAUAAUGUCGCCUUCCAAUGUAGGCAAAUGCAACAGAAAUAAACCCUACAAAUGCUUCUGCCGCUA